Paramuricea clavata is the source of this 702-nucleotide messenger RNA. The record is from the annotation of a GenBank genome assembly. Lineage: Eukaryota; Metazoa; Cnidaria; Anthozoa; Malacalcyonacea; Plexauridae.
AUGUCUAAGUCUAAACAGGUCUCCAGCAAAGAUUCUGGUAAUACUUUGGCUGCGAUAUUAAAGGAAUUAAAGGGAUUUCGCGAAGAGUCUAGCAUUAUGGUGGCUAAAGUUAAAGAAAUUAAAUCUGCUGUUAAUGACCUACGUGCUUCGGUUGAAUACACCCAAGCUGAAGUUAACUCCAUUAAAGUCGAUCUUUGCAAUACUAAAACCGAACUUGCUGAAGUUAAAGUAACAAACAGUUCUCUUACUAGUGAUGUUGAAUCACUCAAAUAUAAAGUUCUUGAGUUAGAAUGUUAUUCAAGGAGUUAUAACAUACGAAUUGGAGGCAUUAUGGAAGCUCAUGGCAAAAGCUGUAUGGACCAUGUGGUGAAUACCAUAACUAAACUUGGAUAUUCUUAAGAUUUCUGCCGUAAUCAAAUAGGAAUAGCUCACCGCACGGGUAGAAAGAUCUCUAAUCGCCCUCAACACAUAAUUCUGAAGUUCUUUAGUAGGCCUCUUAAAAACGAAGUCCUUCGCUUGGCAAAACGGAAUAAGUCUAUACAAAGCAGCAUCUACUUUCUUGAUGAACUUACUAAGGAAGACCUUGAUCUUAAACAACAUGCCCAUCCUCUGAUGGCUGCCGCAUACAAAGAAGGUAGUAAAGUGGCUUUUCGAGCUGGUAGGUUAAUCAUUAACGGAACUGUUACGCCUAUUCCUACUUGA